AUGAAGGCUCAACGGUCCCUCACCACCAACUUGGUCGGGUGUUUGCUCCCCUUAUUGGGGUCAUGCCAGGGUACCGCGAAUUGGAUCUCGGUGGGCGAUGAUGGCCCUUCCUUUACUCUGUCUUCUGCCAACAUCUCGUACCAGUUCCAUGUUGAUCCGUUGACAUUGGACCUGGUCCACGAUCAUUGGGGGGCUUAUUCGGCUGAGACCGUCCCGGAUUUUAACGGAGUAACGUCUGGAUGGAGUGGUCCCUACACCUACCGUCGCCGCGAAUUCCCCGACCUCGGCCGUGGAGAUUUCCGAGUCCCCGCAAUCCACAUCCAGCACUCCGACGGAGAUACCGUGUCCGCAUUCUCCUAUACGGGCUACGACAUUAGUCCCGGCAAGCCCUCUCUCCCAGGUUUACCUGCCACCUACGGCAGCGAAGGGGAUGUAUCAACGCUCACCGUGCACCUAUAUGACAACUACUCCGACGUCUCUGCGGACCUGUACUAUUCUAUCUUCCCUAGGUACAAUGCAAUUACCCGUAGUUUCCAAAUUGCGAACAAUGGAAGUCAAGACAUCACGGUGUUGAGGGCCAGCAGUUGGAGCAUAGAUAUGCCGAAUGAGGAGCUUGAAAUGCUUGAUCUUCACGGCGACUGGGCUUCGGAGGCAAAAAUUAAUAGGCGGCCGGUUGUCUACGGAGAACAAGGCUUCCGCUCCUCAGCGGGCUACUCGUCUCACUUCCACAACCCUUUUGUCGCUCUAUCACCCCCGACAACUACCGAGUCUCUUGGUUCAGCGACGGGGUACUCUCUAGUCUACACCGGUUCGUUUUCCGCCGACGUCGAGCGGUGGUCUACUGGUUGGGUUCGAGUUCUCCUUGGUCUGAACCCUUUGCAUCUCUCAUGGCCCGUGGCUCCGGGUGAAACGUUUACAUCACCUGAAGUGGUUUCCGUCUACUCGGAACAGGGUCUGGGUGGAAUGUCAAGAUCUUUCCAUUCACUCUAUAAAAACCACUUGUCUCGGUCGAACCACACGUUCGAGACACGGCCACCCCUAUUGAACUCGUGGGAAGGCCUUGGUUUCGACUUUAACCAGUCAUCAAUGGUGAAGUUGGCCGAGGAAGCUGCAGGCCUAGGCUGCACCUUAUUUGUCAACGACGACGGUUGGUUUGGCACAGAUUAUCCCCGAAAUAACGACAGCUUAGGUCUAGGUGACUGGACUCCGAACCCAGCCAAGUUCCCGGAUGGCCUGGGGCCUUAUGUCGAACAAGUGGACAAUAUCACUGUCAGCAAUUCUUCCGAACACAUGCAAUUCGGACUUUGGGUCGAGCCGGAAAUGGUCAGCCCCGAUUCUGACCUAUAUAAAGCGCAUCCGGAUUGGGCCAUGCACGCGGGAACUCACAACCGUACGCUACAGAGAAAUCAACUGGUCUUGAACCUAGGUCUUCCGGAAGUGCAGGACUAUAUCAUCACAAUAAUAGAAGGGAUACUCGAUUCUGCUCCCAUUCGAUACAUAAAAUGGGACAAUAACCGUGGUAUGCAUGAGAUGCCGUCUCCAUCUGCAAAUCAUGCGUACAUGCUAGGGCUAUACCACGUCAUUGACAACCUCACAACUGCUCAUCCAGAGAUCUUAUGGGAAGGAUGCGCUUCCGGAGGAGCUAGAUUUGAUCCUGGCCUGCUUCACUAUUGGCCCCAAACCUGGACGAGCGACGACACGGACGGUUUAGAACGGUUGUACAUUCAAUUUGGGACGUCUUACCCCUAUCCACCUUCGGCAAUGGGCUGCCAUGUCAGCGCCGUUCCCAACGGUCAGACUGGGCGCACCACCCCUUUGGCUUUCCGAGCAGCAGUGGCAUCUAUGUGCGGAUCUUUCGGUCUUGAACUAGAUCCUUCUAAGCUGGACCAAGAAGAACUCGAUGCGAUCCCAACACUAAUCGCCACGCAACAAAAGAUUAAUCCCAUCGUCAUUAAUGGUGAUUUCUAUCGCCUUGCGCUGCCAGACCAGUCCAAUUGGCCCGCUGCUAUGUUCGUCUCCCCAGAACUCGACUCUGCUGUCCUAUUCGCAUUCCAAGUCCGCUCCGCUCUUAAGCCUCUACCACCCCCACUGAAGUUACAGGGUCUGGACUCGGGUGCUAAAUAUAAGGUUAGCAACGGGACUUGGGAGCAGAGCUGGUCCGGCUCGACUUUAAUGAAUACCGGGUUGAGUUUGACUUGGCCGCAGGCUGAUUAUGAGAGCAUAAUCUUGACUUUUGAUAAACAGUGA
Molecule: messenger RNA, 2247 nt
Organism: Annulohypoxylon truncatum
Lineage: Eukaryota; Fungi; Ascomycota; Sordariomycetes; Xylariales; Hypoxylaceae
Product: glycoside hydrolase family 36 protein
Exons: 3
Coding region: 1-2247 (748 amino acids)
Biological process (GO): carbohydrate catabolic process
Molecular function (GO): alpha-galactosidase activity
Source: RefSeq, a predicted model, not a curated record